This is a messenger RNA of Aphanomyces astaci, 435 nucleotides long. RefSeq lists its product as hypothetical. Lineage: Eukaryota; Oomycota; Saprolegniomycetes; Saprolegniales; Verrucalvaceae. The record is from RefSeq and is a predicted model, not a curated record. The transcript is spliced from 2 exons. The coding region runs from base 1 to 435 and encodes 144 amino acids.
AUGAAGAUCAUACACGGGUGCCGAGCCGAUGCCGUGGAGCUGUACCGUGUGGAGGGUGUGACGUACGACAAGGGCACACAGGUUGUGUUCAACGGGACUCCGGUGGACGCAUCAACUUGUACUUUGGCAACCUUUGGCGGAUCUACCACGCAAAUGGUCGAUGGAUCCAAGGUUUCAGCUAUUUCGACGAGGCCGAUGCGCACGACGCUCAAGGGGUUCACAUACUGGUGGUCGCCCCGGGCGCUGUGGUUCAACCUGGAGCGCUCAAAACAAGCUCGGGAUGACGGGGUGGGUGUGGUGGCAUUCUCCAGUGUCAAGUGGUUGGAUGUCAAAGAUGUGUUUGAACCAACGCCGUACACUCAACCCAGCAUCGAACUACCACCAGAAAAUCUCGACUUUCAAGCCCGGUAUCUCAAGAUGGCAUCGACGUGCUAG